AUGAGAGAUUUGUACAUGAAGAAUGGUCAAGGUUUUGUACUUGUGUACUCCAUCACAGCACAGUCGACGUUCAAUGACCUCCAGGACUUAAGAGAACAGAUUUUACGAGUCAAGGACACAAGUGAUGUAAGUGAUCAACAAGUCAACAACUUCUCUCCACUACUUCUACUGGACAUUUUAUAGGGGCACAGGGCUCGAACUUAAAAAAAUCCUCAGUUUACCUUUUGCUACCAACUGGAGAAAUAUAGUCGUCAGAUGCAAAUUUUCAGUGGCCAGUUUGUAUAAUGUAAACGACACAGCUCACAGUAUGGCGUGAUCUGUCAGAUUUGAUUGUUUGAAAAUGUCGCAAACAGAAGUCAGUAUAAAUUUGGUGGUAAACUGGCUUUGUUUUUGUGAUUUGGCGCAUUUCUUAUGACAAAAGUAUAACAAGAUAAGAUGAAAUCUUUCUUUUAACUUUACUCUUUAAAUUUCAAUCUAAAUCAUAGAGAAAUGUGGUCACCAAAGUGGUGACUAAAACAGAAUUCUUAGUCGCCUAGGAGAAAAUGUUAGUCGCAGUGGCGACUAAUUGUUUUCUUUGCUUGAGAAUAAGAAAUAAUUUUUGUAUCAAUGACUUUGCACUUAGUCUUGCUUUGAAAUCAUGGGUUCAGGCAACUUGAAAAUGGCCUUUUCGAUAUUCUCAUUGAAGGGUCUGAUUUGACCACGGGGGGUGGUGGCUACUCCUGGAAAUUCUUGGUGGGGUUUUGCGCUCGGUUCUCCAAAUCCUGACCCUAUUUCAGACCAAAGAAUGUCAUUUUCCACACCCACUUUCUGACGUGGCGUCUAAAAUCCAUACCCAUUUUUAGACCUGGGCUGUAAGAAAUUAUGUCAUCAUUACUUAGAUUAGAACUUAGACAAAAAGAUUUCUUAAAUGCGUUUUGAAUUUGCGUAUAUCUCUUUCUUUCUCAUUCAUUUGGAAUUGAAACAUACACGCCUGUUGUUCCCUUGAAAACCAUACCCAAUUCCAGACCAAAAUAGGCACAAUUUAUACCCGUUUUCAGACCGAAGAGAUAAAAACCAUACCCUUUGGGGCGGCACAUAUCCAUAUGACUUAUGUAUAAGAAAGUACCCCCCAGGGAUUUGACUUUAUUUUGAUAUCUCUAUUUAGGUGCCAAUGGUCCUUGUUGGAAACAAAUGUGAUUUGGAAGAUGAAAGAGUUGUUGGAAAAGACCAAGGACAGAAUUUAGCAAAAACUUUUAAUAACUGGUAAGCUAGUUGUUAUGUGGCAGUGCCUUGCAUGGGUUGAGUGUCCCAUUCUCGCCUUUCUUUUUUGGGCAUCCAUUUUUCCUUUGUUAAAUAUUUUAUUAUGUAUAUAAGUUUGCUAUUCAUAUUGUGUGUUUAAUGUAUUUCCCAAUUAAGUACGUUGGUGGUCAAAACUAAGAUGGAUAUAGAUGGUUUAGUUCAAUUCCAUCCUUGGUUUAAAUGUUAUUUUCAUUUGUUUUGGGGUAUGGUAAUAUAUGAUAAUGAGUUUGGAACAAGGAAAUAAAAUUUAAACCCUUUGAUAAAAUUGAAUCACAACAUAGACCCUACUAGUGUAGUCUCCCUUUAAGGGUAAGCAAGUCUAUUUCCCUCUUUGUUGGAGACUCAUAUUGCCUAUUGUUAUUGUACUUGCCUUGUGGCAAACAGGACGUCGCCACACCACUUGCUUUCAAUGGCAAAGCAGGUCCAUUGGUAAUAUUUUAGUUUAUUAUAUUUUUCAGUGCCUUUCUGGAAACAUCAGCGAAAUCAAAGAUCAACGUCAAUGAAAUCUUUUACGAUCUGGUCAGACAAAUAAACAGAAAGACACCAGAAGCGAAGAAGAAGAAAAGUAAAAAAGGCUGUGUUCUUCUGUAA
Messenger RNA from Porites evermanni, 1869 nucleotides. NCBI's taxonomy places the organism in Eukaryota, Metazoa, Cnidaria, Anthozoa, Scleractinia, Poritidae. The record is from the annotation of a GenBank genome assembly.